AUGUCGGAAAUAGUAUCAUCAGUCAACUUUCUCCUCAACGAAUCUGACAUUGUGGUCCAUGACCCCGAGAACGUUCUACGAAAGUAUACAGACAAGAACACUGCCAACGGAGGUGUUAUAGAGCGGCAAUUCUGUGGUACCUGUGGGAGCCCGAUAUUGUCACUCGUCCUCGCGGCUCCGGGGACAGUCUUCCUAAAGGCCUCGUUGUUGGACAUUGACGAUAUACCGCAGCCUAAAAAGGAGAAUUUUCCGCAUAAGAAGCCUCAUUGGAUGAGGGAGGUCAAAUAUCUUCUGAAACGCUGA
Molecule: messenger RNA, 303 nt
Organism: Talaromyces amestolkiae
Lineage: Eukaryota; Fungi; Ascomycota; Eurotiomycetes; Eurotiales; Trichocomaceae
Exons: 3
Coding region: 1-303 (100 amino acids)
Molecular function (GO): carbon-sulfur lyase activity
Source: RefSeq, a predicted model, not a curated record